AUGUGAGCAAAUCGCGCCCGUUUCCGGCCCGGUUAGCUCACUCUGCGGCGUUCCCCAUGCCGCAGCAGAAGAGCAGACUGCAGGGAUCCCAGGGGGGAAUAACGUGCAGUGGUUGUGGUGAUGCUGUUGCUGCUGCUGAUGAUACUGGCAGCAGUAGUGGUGUUGAUGGUACUGCUGCUGGUGGUGGUGCUCUCAGUACUGGCAGAAUCAGUAACGGAAGCAGUGGGAGAAUCAGCACAGGCAGCACCAGCAGCGCUACCAGCACUGUCAGCACUGUCAGCACCAUCAGUAUUAUCAGCAACCGCAGCAGCCUUAGCACCAACAGCAACGGCACCACCAGCAGUAGCCGCAGCAGCAGCAGCUACGAGCCGAGCCUCAACCACUCAGCCUUCUCCAUGCCCUUUCCUUCCAAUCCGCUCGCUUACUCUCCCUCGCCUCCCCCCCCUACCACCAACCACUCCUUGCCCGCCAUUCUCCAUCCCCACCCCCCCUUCUCCCAGUUACCAGACCCCCGCCUCGUCCCCCCUGCUCCCCCGGCCUCUGCCACUCUUCCUUCGGUUUCCCCUGCCGCUGCCACUGGCAUUGCUCCUUCAAACCGCAUUGCGCCUCCCUCCACCGCUGCCAUGCUCCCGUCAAUGCCGCCCCUUCCUCCUCCCUCCGCCCCUCUGCCUGUGCACCGCGCAACGGCGGGCUCUGACUACGAAGCAUGGGUGGGUGACAGCGGCGCGUGGGCGACCACCGCCAGAGGGGAUGGCCGGUUCUGUGCUCCUCCUGUGUCUGUGAGCACUCAGGCUGCCAUGCUCCCACCAACGCCCCCUCAUCAUCCCUCCACCGCUCUGCCUGCUGCCCGCGCAACCGCUGCGUCUGACUAUGAGGCGUGGGUGAGUGAGAGCGCCGCAUGGGCGUCCGCCGGUGGGGAUGGCCGGCCGUUUGCUUCUGUGGCGGGAGCCACACAGGCUGGGCCAGCAGGUUGGCGGGGGGGAGGCGGUGGCAUUGGUGGGGUGGCAGUGGCAGCAGGGGCAGUGGGAGCAGGAGUGGCAGCAGGAGGAGUGGCAAUGCCAUUUGCACCGGCGUCACAGCAAGCACUGGCGUACAUUGGACCGCAAGGGUAUUAUGAGGAUGAGGGGGAGGUCGAUGGGUAUGGGGUAGCGAUGGAUGGUCGUGGUAACAGGGUAAUGGGUAACCCGACCCCUCUGCUGCCGCUUUCCGCUCCUGUCUACUCGCCCUACCCCCCCUCUUUCCUGUCCUCAACUCCCAUGGGCAAUGCGCACUACAGUAACGCUGCUUAUAACGGACAUGGCUACAGUGAUGCUGGUUACAGUAACGCCGGCUACAGUGACGCGCAGGCGAGCGGGCAAGAGGGGUACAGGAAGGGGAACGAUGGCCAAUGCAAGCCCAAGAGCAUGCAUGUCCGACACGUGUCGAUGGACGAUCAGGGGGACCUAGAUGUCUCAGACGCUGCAUGUGGGGGGAGGGGGGGGGCUGGCGGAAUGGGAGCAGGAGGGUCCUCCUCUACUGGUGGUAACCGGGUUACCAGGACACGAGCGAGGGUGCAUGUGCGCUGGUCGACAAGGGGGGGUAGGGGGGAAGUGGGGAGGGUGAGGGGGACCAGCCCGAUGUCUCCUAUGCUGAGGAGUGCGUGGAGGAUGAUCCGGAGCAGCUCGCUGAGUGAGAGGCAGGGCGAAGGGGACGAGGCGAGCGCUGCUGCAGCCGCUGCAGCCUCUGGUUCCGCUGGUGCGGGUGUUGAUGCUGCCGAUGCUGCGGGCGCUGGUGCUGCUGAUGUUGCUGCUGGGAGUGCUGGUAGUGCUUGUGGCGGGAGGUGGGGGGAGGGGGGAGUGCGCAUGGGGGAAGGGUGUUGGAUGUUACCCCACCAGUGACACCACCUGGGGUGACGACUACACCCGGAGCACAAUGAUCUAGGGCGUGUUAAUUAUAAUUUGGGUGUGUUCGGUUCGGCUUGGCCGUGUGUCAAACAAUUGCAAACAUUUUUCUAGAAGAUAAUAUACUACAGGCCGGAGGAAGAGGUAAAGGUAAAGUUGGUAUGCCUUCAUGCCAAUGCCAUGCCAUGCCGUGCUUUGCAUAUGGUGUAACAAAGUGCUUGAUAGCACAGUGGAAGUCUUGAUGAACCCUUGUGUUGGUACAGUAUGUGAGAACAAGUGAUUGAUUAUAGCAAAGGGA
Messenger RNA from Closterium sp. NIES-67, 2178 nucleotides. The record is from the annotation of a GenBank genome assembly. NCBI's taxonomy places the organism in Eukaryota, Viridiplantae, Streptophyta, Zygnematophyceae, Desmidiales, Closteriaceae.